Messenger RNA from Micropterus dolomieu (smallmouth bass), 4213 nucleotides. It is a transcript of the gene ankrd40, whose product is annotated as ankyrin repeat domain 40. The transcript has 5 exons. Lineage: Eukaryota; Metazoa; Chordata; Actinopteri; Centrarchiformes; Centrarchidae. Gene Ontology annotation, molecular function: protein binding. The record is from RefSeq and is a predicted model, not a curated record. Bases 406 to 1656 code for a protein of 416 amino acids.
UACAUCGAAAGAUGCCCCCCGAUGUGGCGGUGGUGUUCCUGGCAGCCUGCUGACGGAACUCUGACACCACUGGCUGAUUGAAUGAGUGCACUCAGUGUUGGCAGGGGUACUGUAACGUGAACUAACAACAGAAAUAAAUGGCUUGUACGGAGCCUGCAGCGUAAACGCCAAAGUCUCCGACCAUCAACACGAAGUUAGAUUAGCCGAAGCGACAAGCUAGCACCAAAUACUCUGCUAGCAUCACGUUAAGCUAGCAAGUAGGUAAGAUUAGCCGGUGGCUAAUGUUAGCUGGCAAGUCUAUUUAUAGUGGACCUGUGUGCCAUCAGUAGCGAUUAGUAUUGACAGCUUAAUCCGAGAGGCUUUUGUGUAUCCCAUGAUCUUGCAACGUUAGUUGCCUGCACCAAGAUGUCCACCACUUCGUUGGAUAAAGAAUUACAGGAGCGACUGAGAGAGGCGUCUGCCAUCGGGGACAUCGACGAAGUGCGGACGUUGGUGGAGAGUGGAGUAAAUGUUAAUUCACAGAACGAAAUAAAUGGAUGGACAUGCCUGCACUGGGCAUGCAAGAGGAACCACAAGCACAUAGUGUCCUUCUUACUUGGUUGCGGAGCAGACAAAGAAAUCCUCACGGCUAAGGACGAGUUGGCCUCACAGCUCACGUCCAAGCCAGAGAUCAAACGACUUUUAGGAGUUGAAGUGGACGAAGUGCCUGAAGUCAAGGAGCCUGAGUUGCCAAUCAUCCCCAACUACCUGGCUAACCCACCCUUCAUGUAUUCUAAGAUGGAUAACAAGUCAGAGCUCAUCCAGGCCCAGCACCCUACACAGAAUGGUUCUGGAGAGCACGAUGAUGACACACACAGUGAUUCGGCCUCCCUUUCCCCGACUCAUGAGCCUCAGAAAUCCCAGAGCCUGCUGUCUGAAGGCCCCACUCCUCCUCCAAAUCCCACCCCCCACAGCCACGCGCAGGCUGGGGAAUUCAUUCCUGUGACGGAGCAAAAUGGCGCGUCACCCAGCCUGAACCCCUCCCACAACCACACUGUUAACUGCACAGUGCCCAUGGACCUGUCAGUUGAGCCGCACCUUGUCAACCACGCAGACUACCCGCAUGCGGUGGCACACAACGGCACCAUGUGCUCGCCUCCCUUGGCCUCACCCAGCCCCAGCUUGGCCAGCAGCAGUGGGAGCCAGGUCCAGGCCCCGGUGGCCGGCGCUAACCCAACUAUGAGCAGGCAGCAGUCUAUCUCACAGCAGCUGAGCUACGGCCAGGCCGGAGGGCCCAUGCCAGCUUUCCAGCCAUUCUUCUUCACCAGCACCUUCCCUGUUAAUGUGCAAGAGUUGGUGCUCAAGGUGCGCAUCCAGAACCCCAACGCACGGGAGAACGACUUCAUUGAGGUGGAGCUGGACCGCCAAGAGCUCACCUAUCGCUCACUCCUGAGGGUCUGUUGCCGCGAGUUGGAUAUCAGCACUGAGCAUGUGGAGAAGAUCCGCAAGCUGCCAAACACCAUGUUGAGAAAGGACAAGGACGUGGCUCGGCUGCAAGACUUUCAGGAGCUGGAGGUUGUGUUGGAGAAGUCAGAGGGUCUGUCCCUUUUCUCUGGGACUGGGGGCCUAACAGACAGACCCUGCUACAACAUGAAGGCCUCCCGCCUCACCUACUAGAGCUGCCGCAGAGCCCCGAGGUCUCCCUGCUUAUGAUGGGCCUCCGUAGCUACCCUCAAGCAACCAUAACUAGUUGCCUGCCCAGAUCCCUUGUUACAGCUUUGUCCGGCUUUGGUGUUUCGCCAAUUUCCUAACUGGGAUUUGUUUUUUCAAGUUCUGUAGCUAUUGUCCUCCUCCCCAUCCUCCUCUGGCCCUCCUGCUGCUUUAGUGUACCCGACCAGUUGUAAGCGAUUACUGAUGCAUGGUGUCCUCGAUUAUGUGCGAAAGUAUUUGGGCCCCUCUCUCCUCUCUUUAUCUCUUUCUCUCCUUCCACUGCACUUUGUGCCAAGGCUCCAGUGGGACAUUAGAGGGAGACGUCAGCUUGUUUUCCUUACGGACAGGACUUGAAUGGGAUUCUGCAAUAGCCUUAUAAGGACACAUCACCUACACACCGGCUGUGGACUGUGGUCAAGGAGGAGAUUGGUCCAAUAAGACCAAGAGCACAGGGCGACAGGAAGGGUUUACAUAACUCUUACUGAUAAGUCCAUCAUCAGUCCACAGAAUAGGGCGGGUUGCAGCACAGUGGACUUCCACACAGCAACUGCAAUUCCUUGCAAACUGACCCGUAGAGUGUUAUCAGAUAAUUCGCUGGCGUACACAUUUUCAUACAUGCUGUAGGUAUAAACCUUAGUGUCUUUCCAGCAGAGGACAUCCAUCACUGGCCUGAUUCUUAAAAUGGAGGUAAUCUCACGCCAUGUGAGACUUGGGCAUCUUUGGACUAAUAGUACUUUUAAUUGCUGAACACACAUAAAGUAUGCUUUAAUCUAUAUCCACACAAGGAUGGACACAUUUAGAGUUGGAGUACUGUUUUCCCUUACAUGUUUAAAUCAUCCAGUCAUACACUAUGGGGAAGGGAAUACUGGUUUAAAUGUUUGCUUUUCAUGUCAGACAAAAACUUAGAGAUACAUGUGCAACAGCUUGAAGCAGGACAAGUUGUUUUCAUUUUAUUUCCUACAAUGCGUUACCACUUGUGCUUGGCAGGGUGUGAAAUUCAGUUCAGUCAGCAUAACGCUUAAAACUGUCAACUGUGAAGACUUUCUUUAGAACUUUUGAGUUAUAUUGAUCCUUACUAAUGAAGCGUGACCAUGCAUUGCGCUUUAGAGUAACGAGGCUUGAGUCUCAUUAAAGGUUGUGUACUUAUCAUAUAAAUAUAGCCUUCUGUCAGAUAUUUUCCGUUGCUGUCCUUCUGUUUGACUGUGAUUAGAAUCAGAAUCGAAACCAAAAACUAGUCUAGUCAGCGAAGAGAACUCCAGAAUAAACUAUCACUGCUUCAGGAAAAAAAGCCUUGUGAAGAGGAAACAUGACGAUCUGUUUAUGACACUUUGUUUUAUGGUUAAGUGCUUCCUUAUUCUUCCAACAGUGAUCCAAAUUAAUCUUUCUGAUGUCUUUGUUGCCCGUGUCAUCUCACUUUAAACCUAGGCUAUCUACAUGGUGACUAGAUUUCUUUAAAACUUAAAUACUGGAAGCAACACAUAAUAUCAAUAUAUCUGGCUUCAGUUUCUUUGUCAAGGCCAGUCUAGUGCUAAUCUUUAAUUUUUAAUUAAAAGACUAUAGAUUUUAAUGUUUUCUCUUUGGUUGUGUGAAAAGAGGUGUUGCUGGCUGACUUCAAUGGUGACUGACAAGAUUUAAAAAAAAAAACAAAAAUAAAAACAUUCUUAUACUCUAUAUUAAGAGUGUAACUGGGUCAAGACGCACAGCCAUGUUGUGCCGGACGGUAAUGUUUAUGCUGCUUUCAUCACCACUAUAUGUCCCAGUAAUUCUCAUUGCUGGGAUUCAUUUAUUUGAAGCAGUGCAGUAGGCGGCCACUACAAAUUCCCUACGAUCAACACUUUUCUUACCCAGUGGUAACUGUUUACUGUUAAAAUGUAUACCUGAAGCUCUUACUGUAUUUGUUUUAUGAUAUAUUUUUUAUUAAUUUGUAUAAUUUUUUUAACCAGCUAGGCCUGUUGUGUUUGUGUCAAAAAAUUAAGUCUUACUACCGAAGAAAGAGUUGGGAUGAAUGUGCUGAGACGAUAUUGUUGAAGUCAAGUGCAAUGUGGGGGGAAGAAUGUGUUUCCAGAAAGUUAGCUGUGAGAAGAAAGGAUUACCAAGAGUGCAUAUUUUUAUGUUCCCAACUUUGUUAAAUGCUUUAUUAUUAAAUGAAGCUGUGCCACACGUUUAAUGCAGGAGCUUGGUUGAGAAGGUGGGACAGUGUGUGGAGAAUACACCCCCCUGGCCGUUGUGUUCCCCGGGUGAGUGUCAGGUUUGAAAUGAUUUUUUUUGUUUGUGUUUUUUUAUACAGGAUCUCCUUUGAUUCUAUGGGAAGGAGAAAACUAACAUUGUAUUUGUGGGGUUGCUUAUUGUUCUAGAAAAAGCAGAAUACAGUUUGACUUAACCUAUGCAUUCAGAGUCUGAUAUUUUUAUAUACAGUACGUCCUGUGUACUUGUAGAAAUAAUCUUAGGCACUGUCAAAGUUGUGUUUUUUCGUUCUCAAGAAAGUAUGUAUCUGUUCUUUGAUAAAGCAUGUUGAAUCACUUGA